AUGCCUUAUAUCCAUGAAAGAGUAAGCAUGCGAAUGAAGCUUAACCCUACGUCGGAAGAUCUGAAGGGGUGUCAGUGUAAGAAACUCCCCUUCGCAUCAGCUGUUAUGUUUAGGGAGAGCUCCGAACAUCUGCGCUUCAUCAGCGGAACCAUGGGCUUCCAUACUACCGGGGAUUUGAGCUUGAGUUGGCUUCACCCCGUAUAUGGGCUACUAGUCAACAGCGCCACGAAGAGGCCCAAGCUCGUUGCUGUUGGCGAGCACGCUGAAGUCUUUCAACGUCAGACAAUGCUCAUAAAAAUAAAUCGGCAGUCACCCAUUGCAGGUGCGCACAUCCUCUUGGCAGUCACCCAUUAA
This is a messenger RNA of Penicillium verrucosum, 354 nucleotides long. RefSeq lists its product as uncharacterized. The coding region runs from base 1 to 354 and encodes 117 amino acids. The record is from RefSeq and is a predicted model, not a curated record. Lineage: Eukaryota; Fungi; Ascomycota; Eurotiomycetes; Eurotiales; Aspergillaceae. The transcript has a single exon.